This is a messenger RNA of Sordaria macrospora k-hell, 3120 nucleotides long. RefSeq lists its product as uncharacterized. NCBI's taxonomy places the organism in Eukaryota, Fungi, Ascomycota, Sordariomycetes, Sordariales, Sordariaceae. Gene Ontology annotation, biological process: interstrand cross-link repair; double-strand break repair via synthesis-dependent strand annealing. The record is from RefSeq and is a predicted model, not a curated record. Gene Ontology annotation, molecular function: hydrolase activity; four-way junction helicase activity; four-way junction DNA binding.
AUGGACGACGAUGAAUUCGGCGAUGACUUUGACGAUAUUCCUGACGAGGAUAUGAUGUUGGCCUUUACCCAGGCCACCAGCAACGUCACACCACAUCAUACCAGCAACAGCAAUCAGCUUGCUUCGUCCGCAAAAUCAUCAACACAAGCUUGGCCAAUAUCCGAUCCCGCGAGACGGAUUGAUACAUCAACUGUAUCGCAGGGCCAGACCACCGCUAGAGGGCGCGCUAAAACAGCAAGCAAGCCGGCCGCUUCGGCGACGGCGGCUCGUUCACUCCAAGCUCCGUCUAGCCAGCGUAAGAAUCUGCGUCAGACGACACUAUGGGGUGGCACACUGGAGGAGGAAGCGCAAACCGCUCCGCAAGCGGUGUCGAAUCGACCAUUCCGCGCCGAUAUGCCCCCAGAACAGCCCACUCACCAUGAAAUCGACUUGGAAGAAAUGAAAACAUGGGUGUAUCCGAUGAAUCUUGGGCCUAUUCGCGACUACCAGUUCAGCAUUGUCAAAAAUGGCCUGUUCAAUAACACCUUGGUGGCCCUCCCCACAGGCUUGGGAAAGACCUUUAUUGCUGCGACCAUCAUGCUAAACUAUAUCCGCUGGACAAAGACCGCAAAGGCCGUCUUUGUGGCCCCCACGAAACCUUUGGCUUCACAACAAGUUCAGGCAUGUCUCAGCAUAGCGGGCAUCCCGCGAUCUCAGGCGACCCUUCUAACUGGAGAGACCCCUCCUGUUCUGCGUGAGGACGAAUGGGCGACAAAACGCUUGUUCUUCAUGACACCUCAAACACUCAUGAACGACCUCUCCAAGGGCUAUGCUGAUCCCAAGUCGAUUGUGCUGCUGGUUAUUGACGAGGCGCAUCGUGCGACCGGAGACUAUGCGUACGUCAAGGUGGUCGAAUUCCUAAGACGCUUUUCCAAGAGCUUUCGGAUUCUUGCUCUGACUGCAACACCAGGAUCGUCUCUCGAAGGCGUACAAGAUGUUAUUGAUAACCUGGGAAUUUCUCACGUCGAGAUCAGAACCGAAGAGUCGAUCGACAUUCGCCAAUAUGUGCACUCGAGAGACAUUAACACAAUAACAUUCGACCCCUCUGACGAAAUGAUGGAAGUGAGAGACUUGUUCUCGAAGGCCCUGAAACCCCUUGUCACCAAGCUGAGCUCACAAAAUAUCUACUACGGCAGGGACCCCAUGAGCCUGACUACCUACGGCUUGAUGAAAGCCAGAAAUGACUGGAUGGCGGGUCCGGGUAAACACGUAAACCAAGGAAACAAGUUCAGUGUCAUAGCCACAUUUGCGAUUCUCCAGAGUUUGGCGCAUUCCAUCAAACUGCUGAACUUCCAUGGCAUCAAACCGUUCUACAAUAAUCUGGCCGAAUUCCGCAGCACUGAGGAGGAGAAAGGAGGAAAGGGUUCAAAGCUCAAACGGCAAGUCCUCGAGGACGAGAACUUCCAGAAGAUGAUAAACAUGAUUGAGGGGUGGAUGAAGAUUGAUGGGUUUCUCGGGCACCCAAAGCUGGAGUAUCUGUGCGAAACGCUAGUCAACCACUUCAUGGAUGCCGGCGAAGGAUCCAACACCAGAGCCAUUGUAUUCAGUGAAUACCGAGACAGUGCCGAAGAGAUUGUACGGAUUCUCAACAACCAGCCCCUCACCAAGGCUACAGUCUUCGUCGGACAAGCGGAUUCCAAGAGGAGCGAGGGCAUGAAACAGAAGCAACAGAUUGAGACAAUUCAGAAGUUCAAGGACGGUGUUUACAACGUUCUGGUCGCAACCUCCAUCGGUGAGGAGGGUCUUGAUAUUGGCCAGGUGGAUCUCAUCGUUUGCUACGAUGCAUCAGCGUCACCGAUCCGGAUGCUUCAGCGUAUGGGUCGUACCGGCCGCAAAAGAGCGGGUAACAUUGUCCUCUUGUUGAUGAAGGGGAAAGAGGAAGACAAGUUCAACGAGGCGAAGGACAACUACGCAACCAUGCAGAAGAUGAUCUGCGACGGUAGCCGCUUCAGCUUUCGCCAUGACCUUUCUACCCGUAUCGUGCCACGAGAUAUACGACCUGAGGUGGAAAAGAAGGUCGUGGAGAUUCCACUUGAGAACUCACAAAAUCCAGAACUCCCAGAGCCCAAAAAGUCUGCCGCAAGAAAGAAAAAGCCGGCAAAGAAGAAGUUCAAUAUGCCUGACGGUGUUGAGACAGGUUUUAUCAAGGCUUCUUUCUUUGGUCAAGCUGGAGCGAGGACUGCCAAACCACCUGCCAAACCACCUGCGCCCAAGGAAACUGACUUCAUUGCUGAAAGGCCCAAGCUUGAAAGCGUUUUGCUGAGCAAGUCGCAAGAAAACGAGCUCCGCAGGAACUAUACAAAAGUACCCCUGGGACAAUCCAAUCUGGAAGAAUUGGAUAUAGACUGGUACCGUCAUUCAUCAUCUAGACGAGUGGUUCAGAAAACCGUUAAUGUCAAACACGGAGAACACCACAAGCGAGCUUUGAAGCUGUUUAGGAGAUUGGCGAAGUCUCAAAGCCCUGCCAACAGGUAUACUAAGCCGUACGGUGAAACAGACACGUCCUCCUGGGAAUCGAUACCCGUGCCACCCUUUGCGGAUGACACAGAAGGAGGAACGUCAACGACACGGCAAAAGAAGAGGCCGCGCCUAGAGAGUGGCCAGGAAGCAGAUGAAGUCGAGCACAUUGCCGGAUCCAAGAAACGUCAAGCCACGUCUUCCCUGCCCUCGAAAACGGGACGCAAGCUUCGGGUAUCAGAUCCCUUCGCGUCGGAUGAUGAUGAUGACGACCCCUUUGCAUCCCAGUCUAAGCCAGUAACCGCAGCGGUAUCAAGGCCAGAGAAGCCCAAGCCCAAGCCGUUUUACGUGCCGGUAGAGAUACCCCCAACCCAGGACACCACUGACGGAGACGACGACUUGCCUGAUAUCGAAUUUCUGUCUGCUAAGAGACAGACGGACGGCGCAGAUACGGGGAAGAGAACGGGGAGUUCAGAACGUGUAAAGGUCACCGAGACUUCGAAAAGGGCUGGUAGUGGGGAUGGCUCAGACCAACUUCGAGAGAAAGCUUCAGGUGGUGCGGCCUCCUAUGCCAGAGCGAGAAAGCGAACUGUAGUGAUGGAUAGCGACGACGAUGAGGAAUGA